Plectropomus leopardus (leopard coralgrouper) is the source of this 3284-nucleotide messenger RNA. RefSeq lists its product as uncharacterized. The record is from RefSeq and is a predicted model, not a curated record. NCBI's taxonomy places the organism in Eukaryota, Metazoa, Chordata, Actinopteri, Perciformes, Serranidae.
GUUAUGACGCAGACAGAGUGUGAGGGAAGCCUCGCCCAAGUCCACAUUUCCUGCUGGACGAGAAACCUGCAAGUAACAACAAGCUUGUGACACGGGGGGAAUUAAACGUUACUUUGCAGACAUGCUGUUGUUAUUCGGGACUGUUUUCUGCGCUUGGUUUGGUUCAUGUGCUGGUUUUCAAACUAAACAGGUGUGCUAUGGCAAAGAUUUUAAACUUCCAAUGUCCUAUGCACCACCUCUUUUCGAUGGUCCGCUGUAUUUCACACCGAAUGGGAAAUCCACGAGGUUAAUGAUGGAUAAGGGGGAGGCAAAAGACCCACGCUUCAGAGUUUCUGUUAUCUCUGCUGUGUUCAAAGAUUUGACAGAAAGGGAUAAUGGAUUUUUUUCCGUUUCACAUGACGACGAUACACUUCAUGAUGUCAUCAAACUGGUAAUUUUAGAUUGUUCUGAAGAGGUGCUAUGGAAUUACGGGGAUAGGUUCGUGUGCAGUAUUUCUAGAGAGGCUGAAUUUUUGGAGUUCAUACCCUUACACAGUAGCAACCAGCCAACUGUGCUGUGGAAUCGCACCAACCCUCAGAUCAGUGAGGAAGGCAGAGGGCGGUUUAAGCGUAAUCGCUGGGAGAUCCUAAAUGUCAAUCAGGGAGACAUAGGCCACUACAACGUCAGAAGAAAAGACAACACUUUGCUGUUUAGGAUAUAUCUCACAGUACAAGAGCACUUUAAGCAGCUUGUUGCAACCGUGAACGAGCAGGUCUUUUUAAAUCAUCCUUCAGUCAAUGCCCCGUGGAAGAUAACUUUUCAUCCUGAAACACAACUGUUUCAGAAAACAGAAUUUGUAGAAAGGGGUCAUCUGAAAGAAUAUCAUUGGGGCUCACCACCUUGGAUUUAUGAAAGGAGGAUUACGGUUAUAGCUGACGGCAUAGAGAUUUAUCCUGUGACAAGAGCAGAUGCUGGCCGUUAUGAGUUCACAGAUAUGCAAGGUCACCUAGCCAUGGUUGUGGAAUUGACGGUAGAUGAGCCAGAUCAUACUUUGGUUUAUGUUGGUAUUGGUGUGGGGACAAUAUUUGCAGUGAUUGUCUGCUGUUGCUGUGUGAGAAAGUGCUGUUGUAAAAACAGCUCCUCUAAAAGGGACCAGUCUGCUCCUCAGACUGCAGCCGCACCUGCACCUGCACCUACACCUGCUGUGUACUACCAUGAUGUGAAUCAACCUGGAGCUCCAAGUUAUUCUGCAGUACCUGCUGGGGAUUACUCUAACCAGCCAGCGAAUUCUUGUGUUCCUACAGAACCUACAGCCACCUCUCUUGAGCUAUCGGUUGCCCCUCUAGGAGGGCAGGGAGCGGAUCCUGCUCCUUCAUUCUGCUCCGAUUUUCUCUCCUCAGACCCUGUGCCAAGAUUUGAUCUGAAAUUGCCCUCUGCUCCCCCACUCAGUUCAGACUCCAUCAGUGAUGUUUACAACUCGGAUAAACUCAACUUUUUGUAAGGAAAAUUCAAAUGAUGCAGAAUUGCAUUCACCAUUGUACCUCAUGACGAGCGGGAACACAGCUAUUUUAGACCUUGAUUGAAAUGUUUGAUAUACACACGUGAAGUUAAGUUACAGCCAAACUGCAAAGUGGCGGUGAUAGGUAUAUGGGAUAAAGACCAUGUAGAGGAACAAGAUAUUAUUCACACAGUUUUACACGACCAGACUUAACUUUAUGCAGAUAUUAUGCACAUUUGAUUUUUUUUUCCUUUAUCAAAUUUUCAGUGUGAUCUUAGAUCUUAAUACUUGACAUUGUCAAUCUCAAUGAUUACCUCAGUCCUUGUUUUUACCAUGAAUCUUAAUUUUUUCUAUGGGAUGUCCUCUUUGAGGCCAGCACUCUCGUGACCCUUGAAAACUCACAGCAGUACAGGGAAGAAGUAUUAACAAGACAUAAAUCAUUGAGGUUCAUUAACUACGAAUGGUGAAGGCAUUUUUUUAGCAGGUAAUGAAUAACAAAGCCAUGUAAUUAAGAACAAACAUACAUGUAUGUGCUUUAAAUUCAGGUAGUACUGAUGCAUAAUGUACUCUUUGCCUUUUCUUGCUGCCAAUGAUAUCAUCAGUAGGAGAGGUGAUAUCACAAUGAGGUCUGAAAGUGACUAUUUGCAGCAAAUGUUUAGAGAUUUAGGACGCAAACUGACCUUUAACACUUAGGGAGAUCAACGAAUUACACUCAGCAAUUUAAGCCACUGUUGCCAGCUUUACUUAUGUUUUUAUAUGUUUGUUUCAAACAAUUUUAACGUGGCUUAUGCCUUAUAUAGCAGAGUUUCUCUGUGUUUUUUAUCAUUACAUUGUGAAAAAUCUGGAUAAUUUUACAUUUUUGCUGUGAAAUGAAAGUACUCUACCUCGAAUAACGUUUAUAGCGUUUUGUGUUUUAUCAGAUUUUGUCAUUAUGUUGCACAAGAUAAUAAUUUGUGCGCGCAAGUUAUUAUAUCCACUUUUUGGAUCUUGCAUAUGAACACACCGCAGACUAAGUUUAGCUAAAACAUGCAUCUAAUUCUUGAUAUGUAGUUUUACACAGGUAGAAUUUUGAGUGUAUGGACAUUUACUUAAAAGUAUUUUUGCAUUGUGGCACUGCUACAUUUACUUGAGUAAAAUAAUAUGAAUCAUUAUAAGCAUUUGUAGUAGUGCAAACAUAUAUUGAGUAUAUAUGAUAUUGUGGUGAUAUGCUGUAUAUUUCUAGGUUUAUUAGGCCUACUUCCUCACAAAGGCUGACAUUUAUAGGGAGAUUUAGAUAAAAACACAAAAUAAUCAAAUGAUCCUAAAAUGAAGAUGCAUGUUCAAAUUAGAAAAAUAAUUGUAAUAAUUGUAACUGUUACGCUCACACUUUUUUUCUUGUGUGUAUGUACAAAUUUUGUUUAAGUGGGAGCUUCUUUUCCAUAAGCUCUUCCUGUGGCUUUGAGAAAUUUCCCGAUCAGCAGGUCAUGAAAUCUGUGUGAAAAUCUUUUCGAUGAUACAAAUAUUUGUCUCAAUUGUAAGUGAAGAUGUGUGACUGUACUUUGACUUCUCCUGGUUUUUGAAAGCCAAAUAAAUUGUCUCACUUGACUGUUACAUCUCAGAGGAAAACUGUAUUUAGCUACUUUUGUAUGUAGUGUAUUAGAUUUAAUCUGAACCACAACAUUUUGCAUCAGCAGACCACAGCAACCACAAUAUUUUUCUUAGUAUGACAAUAGAAACAUAAAUAAAGGCAAAAAAGUAUUGACACUAGAAAAAAGUGGUGAUGCAAAAACAACCUGUAUUAAUAAAAUAAUCAUGGAAAUAUACUUAU